This is a messenger RNA of Saccostrea echinata, 3883 nucleotides long. Its product is annotated as helicase POLQ-like. The transcript is spliced from 19 exons. Gene Ontology annotation, molecular function: ATP binding; nucleic acid binding. The coding region runs from base 384 to 3848 and encodes 1154 amino acids. Lineage: Eukaryota; Metazoa; Mollusca; Bivalvia; Ostreida; Ostreidae. The record is from RefSeq and is a predicted model, not a curated record.
UUUUGGCGUUAGCCAGACCUCUAACUUGUCAAAGUGUCAGACAUUUACAGAAAGUCAUGUGUAUUUACAGAAAAAGAUAAGACGAUUAUGAUACUACACACUUCUACAGAAGAAAACAGAACGGUAUCAUUUGUUUACGUCGAUCUAGUCCGAAUUUUCGCAGACGGAAAGGGAUGCAUACACCGCUGAACCUGAUUACAUGUAUUCUCUGUAAGAGAAAUUCAUCAUUGUGUUUCUUUGCAUAAGAGAAAUGCUUUGAAGCAUAAAUAUACCGCGCACAGGAAAUUGCAAGUGAGACCACGAUGAUCCAUUCACCAGUCACCACAGACCAUGUGCAUUAGGGUUUGACUGAAACCUGUGGGUAUUAAAGUUUUUUUCGCUCCAUGAUGGCCCUGGCAAUGCCAAGUCUACAGACAGAAAAUGGGCCACAAAGAAAACUGCUAGGUGCCAGAAAGCGACGUCCCAGCCAUGACGUAAGUGAAGAUCAGGUCAAGAAAACAUCGAAAUACUUUAGACAAUCUGAUAAAGAGGUAGAGAGAUCUUUGAAGGACGAUGUAAUCAUCAAAACCAUGGCAACAGCUGCAGUGACUAGUGGUCAACAUGGUCAAGAACAGGGAUGGUUUGAAAGUUCAUUUUGCAGUGCAGGCAAAAGUUCAAAGGGGAACAAGAUUCAACAUGAAGUGGAUGUACAAUUGAAAGAAACUGCGGUGGAUGUCAGAGAUUUGAGUGCAGACAAGGGGAAAGAAAGCAGUAGGCUGGAGUUUCCUUUGACAAAUGGAGAACAAAAACCACCAGGGAAACCAUCAGAACAGGAUAAUUCGGAUAACAACUCAGAGAAGGAUUUCUUUGAAGAGAGUUUUCAAGACCAAGAUUUUCUGAGCCAUGUGGAGUCCAUUGAGAGUCAAAACUCCAUUGAUUUUGUAGACACUGUUUCAGAAGAGCCAGCAAAAAAUGAAAGUGUUUUGAACGAACAAGUUAAAAGAGAUUGCGUGAUUUUGUCGCCUAAAUGUAGGCCUAAUGAAAAAAAAGUUUUUGUCAAUGAAAAUUGCAGGAACAGUAUACAAAAUGGUGAUUGUGAUUUAAAGGGUAAAACUCAGAGUACUAUACAAAAAAGUGUCUGUGAUAGAAAUUCAAAACCCCAUAUAUCCGUGUGCAAUGAUAAUACUGAAAAAGAGGUCAAGUAUAUAGGACAGAAAUCUUCAGAUCAGUUCAAAAGUGGAGAAGUUUUUAAUUCUGUCAAUAGUGUGGGAUCACUAAGGGAUCGAUUAAAAAGAAAAUUACUACAGAACGUUGGGACUAAAUCCCCCGUUAGUCCUGCCCAGACAGUUGAGCAGGGAAGACAGAGCCGAUUAAAAGAGGUAGAGAGGGAGGUGGCCAUUAUACAAGGAGAAGGAUCUGCCAGUGACAUUGGUCCAUUUUAUGGUUUGCCAUCAAAAGUCCAACAGCUGUUACAGACCCAGAGAGGAAUAACUUCACUAUAUGAGUGGCAGGACAAGUGCCUGAGACUUCCAACACUGCAAAGGGGAGGUAAUCUGGUUUAUUCUUUACCUACUAGUGGAGGCAAGACUCUGGUGGCAGAGGUCCUAAUUCUGAAGGAAAUGCUGUGUAGGAAGAAAGACGCCAUGAUGAUUCUUCCGUUUGUGUCCAUUGUCCAGGAAAAGGUCAAAGGAAUGGCCCAAUUAGCUGUGGAGUUAGACUUCCUGGUGGAAGAAUAUGCUGGCAGUAAAGGCAAAUUUCCUCCCAUUAAACACAGAAAAAGGUCCCUGUAUGUAGCUACCAUAGAGAAAGCUCACUCUCUAGUGAACAGUUUGAUAGAGCAGGGGAGACUGGGUUCCCUGGGUUUGGUAGUAGUGGAUGAGCUUCACAUGAUUGGUGAGGGGAGAAGUCGAGGAUCCCGUUUAGAAGCCACUCUUCUGAAAAUUAUCUAUGCCAAAGCUUCCACACAGAUAAUUGGAAUGAGUGCUACCCUGAAUAAUAUAACCGAUCUCCUGACAUUCCUUAAAGCUGACAUUUUCUCCAGUGAUUUCCGUCCAGUCAAGCUUACUGAACAUGUGAAACUGGAUGACAGCAUUUUUGAAGUGCAGAAAGGUCAAACUCUGCAGGAAAGUUUACAUCAUCAACGGACCGUAGCUUUCCAGUACAGUCCAGAGAUGAACAAAAUGGACCCGGACCACCUCCUAGGUCUUGUGACAGAGGUUGUCCCACAACACUCCUGUCUCAUCUUUUGCUCCACCAAGAAAAACUGUGAAAAUGUUGCCCUGAUGCUGAGUAAAUUAAUGGCCAAAUACAAGAGAGAACUAAGUCAAGUGAAAAGACAAGAAAGAAAAGAUUUGUUGAAGGAACUGUACAAAGAUGGGGAACAGAGAAUGUGUCCUGUGCUUCAGCAUACCAUACAUUUUGGUAUAGCAUACCACCAUAGUGGUCUGACAACAGAUGAGCGCCAUCUACUGGAGGAGGCAUACUCUGAUGGUGUACUGUGUCUCCUGGCUUGUACCUCUACACUAGCUGCUGGUGUCAAUCUUCCUGCAAAAAGAGUGAUAUUGCGCAAUCCAUACAUUGGUACACAGUUCCUCAACAGGAGUCAGUAUAAACAGAUGAUUGGACGAGCAGGAAGGGCAGGCAAAGACACAACAGGGGAGAGCAUUCUUAUUGUCAGUCCUAAAGACAGGUGUAAGGUGUGGGAGAUAAUUAGUGGUCCCCUGGAGAACUGUUACAGCAGUCUCAAUUAUGAGGAUGGAAAAGGAAUCAGAUCUCUUAUCCUGUCCACCAUAGGUCUACAGGUCACCAAGACAACAGAGGAAGUUUUUGAAAUGAUGACUCGCACAUUACUAUCCAUCCAGGCUUCUCAGUUGUCAUGUGACAUUGUUGCCACGACAAAAGAUGCUCUUCAGCACUUGAUUGACAUGGGAUUAGUGAGACAGAUAAGGAUGCUAUCACAAGAUAAAGAAAACUCCCCACUCCCCCACACACUGGAAGUUACACCUCUGGGACGAGCCACAUUCAAAGGAUCAGUUGAUCUGGACUUUUCUGCUCAGUUGUAUAAAGACUUGAAGAAGGCAGAAGAAUCUCUGGUUCUUGCUAGCUAUCUACAUUUAUUGUUCCUUGUGACCCCAUAUGACCUUGUCAAGGAAGUUCAACCACCAUGGAUGACUUAUUUCAAACAGAUAAGUAUGUUGACUCCUGUGGAGCUGAAGGUGGCUGAGUUGAUAGGUGUACCCGAAUCUUAUGUAGCAAAGAAAGCCUCGGGCCAAUACACAAGACAGGCUGUUGACGAGUUUGUUGUCAAGCGCUUCUACCUGACCCUGAUGUUGUACGAUCUCUGGAAGCAAAAGUCAUUGUGGGAAGUCGCCGAAAAAUUUGAAUAUCCUCGGGGCUUUGUCCAGAACCUCCUUUCUGGAGCAGCUAGUUUUGCGACAUGUGUUUAUCACUUCUGUCAGGAGUUAGAGGAAUUCUGGGCCUAUCAAGAACUACUAGGAACAUUUGUCAAGCGCCUGGCUUAUUGUGUAUCUGCAGAACUCCUGCCGCUCAUGGAAAUACCUGGCGUCAAACUGGGUCGAGCUAAGCAGUUAUACAAUGCCGGAUUCCAGUCUGUUGCGUUAGUGGCAGCCGCUGAUCCAGAGGUCCUUGUCAAAUCCAUACAGCAGAUCCCUCGUAAAGUGGCCAAACAGAUCGUCGCUUCAGCAAAAGUUUUGCUGAAUGAGAAAGCUGAGGCCUUGCUACAGGAAGUGGAGGAACUGGUGACUGUUCCGGUUGACCAAUCAACCGUACAGAGUUCACAGGUUAUAGCCUCUCCCUGGGAUGAUAUGGACUUGUUUUCUAGUAUUGACAUACAGUCCUCUACCUCAUAAUAAAAAAUUAAAAUCUUUUUCAAGUUGAAAAAAGU